Messenger RNA from Oncorhynchus tshawytscha (Chinook salmon), 3178 nucleotides. Its product is annotated as pygopus homolog 1. NCBI's taxonomy places the organism in Eukaryota, Metazoa, Chordata, Actinopteri, Salmoniformes, Salmonidae. The coding region runs from base 305 to 1627 and encodes 440 amino acids. The record is from RefSeq and is a predicted model, not a curated record. The transcript is spliced from 3 exons.
GGGGGUUCUGUGCUGUCACACAAAGGUUCCGUUUGUCAAAAUCUAAUAUUAACCGUGCUUUACAAGUGCCAAACAUGUGCCACGUGGAGAAAUAUGUGACAAUGAUACAAUGUUAACAAUAAUUCCCUGCGUGACACAGGAUAUCAUGAAGUUGAAUUUGUCUGCUCCUCCCAAACUUUGCAAACGAUUGCAGCUUUCCUCGUCACACAGAUAGUUGUGAUUGCUGCUGGGGGAAGAGAGCGGUUGGGUACUGUUACCUUCUCAGCAAAAUUAUGCACGUUUAAGUCAUGUAAGAAGCUCUGUAAUGUCAAAAGAACAGGAUAAAGAUACCUUCUCGCUCAAAAGAAACCGAGGUAGAGAUGGUGGGCUUGAUGAUCUAGGAGGGCCGGGUGUUCUGCUGGAUAGCCCAGACAAGAAAAAGUGCAAGUUGAACGCACAGGCUCAUUUCUUCGCUCCCCUAUCUGAGUAUGCUCCACCACCAAACCGAAGUGCUGACCACCUAGUGGCUACCAAUCCUUUUGAUGACAACUACAACACACCAUCUUUCAAGCCUCUGUCUUCUGGGAACCCAUAUUUUGGCCACCCGCACUACCCUGGCUGCAGUGGCUAUGGCCUGCCCAGGAUGGACCACCUCAUGCCCAAUAGGAUGCCCUCUUCUUACAGGGGUCCCUACCAGAUACGAAACCAGCUCCACCCUUUUGCCCAGACUCAAAUGGGCAUGGGGUUCAAUCGACCCCCUGACUUUAACUAUGGUUACCAUGAAAAUCCCAAUUAUGGUAACCAUCCACCAUUAAGCAACAACAGUAACAUGCCACUUCCACCCAAUCAGCCUUUAAGACCAGGUCCCCAUGACAACUUGAAUCAGGUGCAUCUGCAUAAUGUGACCCAAAGCAUGGGCCUGAGCUUUAGAUCAGCAGUCAAUCCAAUUGGGAAUCCACCUCCCCAACCCGGCAUGGACCCUAGUCCUGGUUUUACUCGGCAACAGCAAAACAACAGCUUUACCCAGUCCAAUACACCGACACCUAAACAGGACAUGAGUGAGGUGGUGUCAAGCAAAAGUACAUCCCAGAACACAUCUCCACAGAAACGAAGCCAUGGCUCAGAGGAGAUCAUGGGUCAGAAAAACUCUGUCGACCUGAAAUCAAAGAAUAGAGGCACCCUGGUCUGUCAGGGUGCAGGUCAGCCUAACACCACAGAGAAAAUCAACGGCAUCAUCCACCCCAAUAAUGAUUCCCUGAAGAAGUCCCCACAGUCAGGCAGGCACAUAGAGGCAGCCCCCCUGGAGCGGAGUAGAAGCAAUGGAGGUGGUGGUGUGGCCAUCAAUAAGACAUUGAUGCAUCCCAACAGGCCUAGCCACUCCUCAACGGAGCCUGUGUUUCCAUGUGGAGUAUGCCUGAAUGAAGUGAAUGAUGACCAGGAAGCUAUCCUGUGUGAGGCCUCAUGUCAAAAAUGGUUCCACAGGGUUUGUACUGGAAUGACUGAGACAGCUUAUAACCUGUUGACAGCAGAGGUGUCGGCAGUGUGGGGCUGUGACAUCUGCAUGGAGGAGAAAGGGGCACGGCUCCAUAGAACAAAGGAGGUAACAGGGCAGCCAGCAGGGCAGCAGCCAACAGUUAACAGCGAGUGAUAUGGUCAUGAAUAUGGGCCGUCAGUAACAUUAUUCUUACACUGGUAAUUUUCUUUGGUAUGCUACCUUUGUAGGUGAUUUUUCCUUCCGUUUUUACAAAGUGUUAAAUUUUUACAAUUUUGUUGUUUUAUUUGACAUUUGGUAUAAUUUGGAUAGCAGUUUCUGUCCCGUGCUUAGACCAAUGCAAAAGCUAUACUGAAGUUCUGUUUAAUGUCAUAUGUAUUCCCUAUUAUUGGGCAGGUACCAUUGGCCAUGUUGACCACAAUAAUGCCAUUCUCUUAACGAGGUCCUUACUGUUCCUCUCAACUUUCCUGGCCUAUAGUUUAUUUAAGCUAUUACAACAUCAGUAUGAGUAAGCUAUCUGGAAAGGUUAACUGAUUGACGGACGCAAACGUAUUCAACGUUUUAAUCCAAUAUGUUUUGCAACUGCUGUUAUAGUUUGACAGAUUUUGAGCAGUAUGAUUGUUUCCCAAAAACUUGGUAGUCACAGCUGGAGUGGUGUUCCAAAGCCAUACUCCUGAACUGUAUGCUAUACAACCAGAUUCAGAUCUGAUACAUUUUUUAGAAAUGAUUCGAUACAUGUGGGUCGUUCCACAAAUUUGAUGCCUUUUGAGAUGUAUAAAAAAAAUGUUUGACAGUAACAGGGUUGAAGAUGUCAUCUUAAAAUCAGCCAUAAAUUCCCUCGUGACAGGGGAAAUGGAUGUUGUGUGUGCAACAGUGAGGGGCAAUUGAAUGCAAGCUUUAAAAAAACGUAUAAAUGUUCAAACAUUUUUAGCCUGUCUAAUCUAUCUAUGGGUAAACAGGGUUGACGUGUUGUGCUCGACCCACUCGGUUUCCCACCACAAAACACCAGACAAUGGCCAAAAAGAGUAGAACCAGCUCACCUGCUUUUACACAAGGAUUUGGCUAUUAGAUGUUCAAUAUUUAUUUUGUAAAAUAUAUAUUUUUUAAAGGAAUUGUUUCACAAUAUUAAAACAAAAGUUCAGUUCACGUAACAGGGUUGACCUUAAAAUGAAGGCCAGGGUUUUUUUUAACCUUAAAAAUAAUCACCAAUCACAUUAAAUAAAUAAUCUUCAGAAAUGACUGUCAAAGCAACAAAAUAACUAGGGGUUUACAACUUGGAUAAAUCUUAAGGUUUAGUGGGUUAAUAUCUCCCUGGAAGUCAGAGAGUGCAUGGAGGAACAUGUCUAAAUUGUGGCACUUUAGCAAGUCUUUAUUCAUAUUAAAAAUCUGAUUUGUUGAAUUCUCCAUGUGGUUUAUAUUAAAGGGCACUUUGAAUAUAACAGGCUUUUAAAAUUCAAUAUUGGUGCACAAUUUCUAAUUAAAAUAUCAAAAGGAUGCAAAAGGCACUAAUUUCGUGGAACAAUCCAUGUGUGUUUUUCAAACUGUUGAUAUUGAAUGUAUUUAGAGCCUUAAUGAAUUUAGUUUGUAAAACAUUAUGAAGAAUCAAAUCAAAUGUAUUUAUAUAGCCCUUUGUACAUCAGCUGAUAUCUCAAAGUGCUGUACAGAAACCAAGCCUAAAACCCCAAACAGCAAGCAAUGCAGGUGUAG